Molecule: messenger RNA, 3051 nt
Organism: Cannabis sativa
Lineage: Eukaryota; Viridiplantae; Streptophyta; Magnoliopsida; Rosales; Cannabaceae
Product: SNF1-related protein kinase regulatory subunit beta-2
Exons: 4
Coding region: 1842-2723 (293 amino acids)
Molecular function (GO): protein binding
Source: RefSeq, a predicted model, not a curated record
UUUUUUUUUUUUUUUUUUUUUUACAUUUUUACGGAAUUCUACAUAGAAACUCUUAUUACAACUAGCGCUGCAACCUAAAUUACAACAAAAAAUCGUACAGAAUCCCCUAUUGCAACUAGCGCUGCGACCACUUUAGAAACCCAAACCGUAAAUUUGAAAAAAAGAGUUAAAAAAUAGUAUAUGGAGUAAUUCUCCUAAUUAUUUUUUACAUUAUAUAUAUAUUUUCAAUUUUAUGGUGUUUUAUUUACUUCAUAAUGAUAAUUUUACUCAUACAAAUAGCAAGAAAACACUUUGCAAAAAAAUAAAAAUAAAUAAAUAAUAAGAUUGAAAAAAAUAAAAAAACAACACAAGUAUAAUAUAAAAACAUCAUAUUCUUUAUAAAUAAAAACUUAAAAAUUGUAAAAGUUAUUUACAAACAAUUUUUUUUGUAAUUUCGUUUUUUGAAUUUUUUGAGUAUUUAUAAGAAUAUCCCCAAAAAAAAUAUCUUCAUAAAUAAUACUAAUAACAUGAAUGUCAAUUUCUCUUACUUUGGCGAGAAGAAAGUUCAUACGAGAAAGUCAUUCCAUGAUAAAGAGUGAAAUCAAACACAAUAAUAAUGACCUUUCAUUUGAUUAUUUUGCAUUCUAAUAGAUUCCUCACACUCACAAGUCACAACCAAACACCACCUAAAAUCUGGGUACUUUGCACCACAUGUUUUUCUGUAACAUUUCCUCAAAUCAUUUUUCUCACAAUUCUUUUACUUCUUGAUAAAAUAAAUACAUAUUCUCCAUACAAAGCUUAUUUAAGUUUGAAUUUGCUCUCUUUCCUAAAAAUAAUUAUUAUUUCAGCUAGUUGACAAUAACAAUGCACAUUCACUUUCACUUAUCCAUCCUUCUCUCCUAUCUCACUCAGUCCCAAAUCAAAAUCUCACUAACCCUAUUGAAUAUCAAUCCAACUCCAUCCAUACUCAACUCAGUUACACACUUUUUCUACUUAUUAUGACUAUCACGGAAUGCCAUUAUACCAAAUAUAUGCUAAUAAUUGUUAUGCUCUGUCAUGCUAUUUUACUGUGUGUUUACAAAGAUAAAUGCUAAAUCCUAAGCCUAAAAGCCUAAGAGAGUAUAUACUCUUGUUCAUUUUGAUGGGGGUGGUGUGGUGGGGUCACACCAUCAUGAAGAACUAACAACUAUGUGUCCUUGAUGAGAAAAAUCUUUAAAUUUCGAGGGCAUAAAUGAAAGGAAACACAAAUUUAAGGUGUAAAGAGUAAAACCAUAUUUUUGGGUAAAUAAUUAAAAACAAACAAACAAAAGGUUGCCUUGCCUGCCUUUGAAAACUAUCCUCUCCUGCCCUGAGGUUAGGCACUCUCUCGAGGAGAGUGAAGGAAGAAGCAGGGCGUUCCUCCGAAAAAAAAAAAAGGAAAAAAAGGUAAAGACUUGGUCAAUCAUGACGUGACGACCAUCUUCUCCAUACCCAAACCCAACAUCAUUGGGCCACCAUUCGAUCUUCCAAACUCAUCGGAGAAUCAAUUUUUUCUUUUUUCAUUUUCUUUUCGUAUUUUUAAUCUUUCAUCUGAUACUUUUUUUUUCUCUUCGUUUUCUUUCUCUCUAAAGUUUUGAGUUUUUUUUUUUUUUCACUAAUCUAAAAAUUCUCUAAAUUAGGCAUCUAUAGAGAGAUUUACUUUGUUGCCCAAUUUUUCGUUUAUUUUUUCUUUGAAUUGAUUUAUUUUGGGUAAGAAUCAUACUUGAGAUUCUACAACUGGUUUUUCUUUUUUUUUUUUUUUUUUUUUUGUAUAAUUCUCCUUUUUUGGCUUUAGAAUAUUUGGGUUAGAUUAUUAGUAGCCAAUAAUAGUAUUAAAGAACGAAAUGGGAAAUGUUAAUGGAAGAGAAGAUGGGGUUAGUAGCCCGUCUGCGCUUGAGGAAGAAGGCGAUGGCAACGGCGGCGGCGGUAGCGUGCAAGAAGGCAUGGCUGAACAGAGUCCCACCGUGCCUGAUGGGGCACCGGAGAUGAUGGGCCAGUCUCCUCCUCAAACCCCAAGGACCCACUCACCUUUGUUGUUCACUCCCCAAGUCCCUGUGGUACCACUACAAAGACCUGAUGAGAUUCACAUCCCAAGCCCUUCGUGGAUGCAAAGUGGUUCAGGGGUUGAUGAAAUGUCUUGUGAACAAGCUAUUCCAACAAUGAUUACAUGGGCAUACGGUGGCAAUGAUGUAGCUGUUGAGGGUUCAUGGGACAAUUGGAAGACAAGACUGCCUCUUCAGAGAUCAGGGAAAGACUUCACCAUUAUGAAAGUGCUGCCAUCUGGUGUUUAUCAAUAUAGAUUUAUCGUUGAUGGUCAGUGGAAGUACACCCCAGACUUGCCCUGCGCUCAAGAUGAUGCCGGAAAUUUCUACAACAUCUUAGACUUGCAGGAUUAUGUUCCGGAAGACAUUGAAAGCAUAUCUGGUUUUGAACCACCCCAGUCCCCAGAUUCAAGUUACAACAACCUGCAACUUGCAGCCGAUGAUUUUUCAAAGGAGCCACCAAUGGUUCCUCCCCACCUACAAAUGACAUUGCUUAAUUUGCCUGCGCCGUCAUCAUACACGGAGAUUCCACCGCCUAUGUCACGUCCUCAACAUGUGGUGCUCAACCAUCUUUACAUGCAAAAAGGGAGGAUUGGCGGCCCAUCCGUGGUUGCACUAGGUACAACACAUCGGUUUCUCGCCAAGUAUGUGACGGUGGUGCUCUACAAGUCCUUGCAGAGGUGAAUCUUGACUACAUCCGUGAGGACUAAAGUAGAUUUAUUUAUCUAGCUAAUUAAUACAAUUUUAAGCUUUCAAUGAUGCUGUAAUGGCUUAUAAAGCUCGGAAGGAGUAUAAGUUGAAACUUGGAGAUAGUGUUUCACAUAAUGCAAUUGCUUCUUGACCAUUCAUCCUGCGAACAUUUUUAUCCUAAUUGGUUGUUUGGUGACUACAUAGUACACACGUUGUCUUCAGCUGUACUAGACUUGAUGGUAAAGGACACUUGUGGUGAAGGCAAUAGUUAGUCUUGUAGUGAAAGGAAUAACAUAAAGAGAGUUGAAAUUAUUUUGGGCAA